AUGUCAUCUAGAAAAAGACAUAGGAUUAGUGUAGUGUGUGGGUUCUGUAAAAAGCGGAAAGUUAAAUGUGAUAAAGGUAAUCCAUGUUCAACUUGUAUCAAAUAUGGCAAUCUGGAAUGCCAUUAUCAUAUACAAGGUGUCGAUGUUGUGAACAACAAGGUAAAUGAUGCAGAAUAUAUAGUGCAAGAUGAAUUACAGAUUUUAAAAGCUAAGAUACGGAAUCUUGAAGAAACGCUUACAACAAGUAAUGAAUCUUAUAAUGAAGACUCAUCUAUUCAUAACAGUAGCAAAAACGUGCUAAGCCAACCAUCUAAACUGGAAAACGGUAUUAGUUGCUUUGGUGGGUAUAAUCCAGUUGCGUCGCCAGAUGAAACAAUCAACUUUUAUGAAGGAUAUACGGCAGUUUUGGAUGGUGAGCCUGUCAAGAGAAGAAAUUUUGGUCCUUUGGCAUGGUUAUCAUUAAUUAAGGUUGAUCCUGCAUUGACUAUGCUAUGGUCCUUUAUUCAUUCGAAGAAAUUGCAGAAGCUGAACAGUUGUAUGACUGAAGGUAAUGGUAGUUGCUCGAGCCCAGAAAAACAAUUCAGGGAGAGAGAAUCCAAUGAUGCGGGAGUUAAUGAUCUCACCCCGUAUAAAGAUGUACCUCAGAGUCAGGUAUUUGCCCCUAAGCUUAUACCAAGUUCUUCAAAUACUAGAAAUAAAAUCAAUGAAAAGGCUAUGUUAUUAGGUCUAACCUUUUAUGAUGGAGGGAUUGAUGAGGAGUUGAAACUCAUUGAGAAAAUUGAAUUAGUAUUGCCUAAUAAAAGAAUAAUUUGGAAACUUAUUGAAAGGUUUUUUACGCAUUUAUAUCCGUUCUUUGCUAUUAUAGACGAACUGUACUUUAAAUCUCUGAUAACUCAAUUGCUUGGCCCAGAAAGUUUCGAUGACGAAAAAAUCAGUAAAUUGAAGGUUGAGAAAAGAUUAGACUUUGCUUAUUUGGGAUUAUUAUUGAUUGUAUUACGCUUGAGCUACUUGAGUUUAUUCUCAAAUAUCACUACAUUAAAUGAAGCUAAAUUAUACUCAAAUGACCCAUCGCCGCAAGCUCAGGAAUUCAGAUAUUUGCUAAAUAAUCCUAUCGAUAUUGAUGUAAUUGAUGUGGCACAACUAUGUUUGAAUCAAUUUGACUUACUAAGGAAAGCUAAUAUGGCUAUAAUGCAAUUGGCACUCUUUACAAGACUAUACCACAUGUAUGCCCCGGAAGAUGGUGAUGGGUCGGAUGGAGGUGAUUCACAAGUAUUUACAGGUAUGUUAAUUCAAAUGGCAAUUUCCAUGGGCCUAAAUAGGGAUCCUGAUAAUUUUCCAGAUCAAUUUAAUGAUGAAAAGACGAACAAUUUGGGCAGGAAAAUUUGGUAUCUUCUAUUGGUAAAUGAUAUGAAUAAUGCGAUGGCAAUGGGAUAUCCAAUGAGCACGAGCAUUGAAAUUUUCGAUACCAAGGUGCCGUAUUAUAAGAAUGGAAACGGUAACAUAAAUGAUAUUGAAUUAGAAAAAAGUGUCAUUUCUUCCUUCGGAAGGAUCGAAGCAAUUUAUGAGCCUAUGUCAAAAGUACUUAAAAUGAUCUUGAAUGUGAGAGGGAAUAUUAAAUUGUCAAAGGUAACAGCUGCUCUUGAUAAUUUAGAGAAAAGCUACAUGAACGAGUACUGUGAUCUAAGGAACUCUUUAGAUAAUGAAAUUUUAUCUAAAUCAGAUGUUGUCAAAAAGACGUUGAAGAUGAAAAUAUACUUCACCUGUCAUUUUUUCCGAGUAUCCUUGUUUUUCCACUUUUACAACUAUUACGAACGCAAAAACAAUUAUGAUUUAUCGUUUUUUUAUCUAAAAAAGAUUUUUUUGAUUACCGUACUUGAUUUGAUGCCGUUUUACAAUGAUAUAUUAGAAAGCAAUCGUUUGAUUUUCAAAAAUUCUACAGAUUUGGUUAUAACCCCAAGUUUUGAGCUGGCUAUUCACAAAUCCAUUGUGGUUAUAAUUGCAACAUUGAUCAAAGUCCAGUUGACUAUAUUGGAUUUGGAAUUAAACUAUAACCAUGAAGAAAGACUCCUUAGUGAUCUAGAUUAUAAUCUUCACUUUAAAAAGCUAGAAAGGCUUUUGGAUCUUCUUAAUAAAAGUUCCAAGGUGCUUCUUGACUAUAUAUCUAGAUUGAGUAGCCGGUAUUACUUUUCUUGGAGAAUAUCUAAAGCGCAGAAUUUUUUGAUGGAUACUAUUUUGUCAAAGGAGUUCUAUGAUAAGAACAUUGGAACUUCUAAAACUACUUUGCUUAACUUUACGAGCCCAAUGUUAGACGAAUUAAUCAAUAUUUUCGAAGAUUCCCUAGCUUCUAUUAAAGAAAAGAAACAUAUGAAUAGACGGCGCAGUAGAGUAGAGGUACCAAAUUCGGUUCCAUCAUUCGAUAAUGAUACAAGAAAUGGUUCUACUGAUUCAGCCAGUAACUAUUCAGAUAAUUCCUCUAAUGACUUCGGUACAAACGAUUUUAUCCAGAACGAUCAAAUUGAUAGUAUAUGGUUGAACAUGAUGUCGUUGAAAAAUGAGAAUGCAAACACCGGAAACCAGUUCAGAUCUAACCAAACAGAUAAUAUAUCACAGGAGGCCGGAAUUGGUGAAUUCAGCAGUAUUCCCAAUUAUAAUAACUUUGGCCUUGACCGUAAUUCUAGUGGUAAUACAGGGAAUGGGAACUAUUCUGCAGAGUUUGAUGAUAUAUUUGAAACAUUUCCUAUAGAUGAAUUAUUCAAAAAUUUGAAUUAA
Messenger RNA from Debaryomyces hansenii CBS767, 2769 nucleotides. RefSeq names its product Zcf29p (gene ZCF29). Gene Ontology annotation, molecular function: zinc ion binding; DNA binding; DNA-binding transcription factor activity, RNA polymerase II-specific. Lineage: Eukaryota; Fungi; Ascomycota; Pichiomycetes; Serinales; Debaryomycetaceae. Gene Ontology annotation, biological process: positive regulation of transcription by RNA polymerase II; DNA-templated transcription. The record is from RefSeq and is a predicted model, not a curated record. The transcript has a single exon. Gene Ontology annotation, cellular component: nucleus. The coding region runs from base 1 to 2769 and encodes 922 amino acids.